Molecule: messenger RNA, 462 nt
Organism: Spodoptera exigua (beet armyworm)
Lineage: Eukaryota; Metazoa; Arthropoda; Insecta; Lepidoptera; Noctuidae
Source: the annotation of a GenBank genome assembly
AUGAUCCAGAAAUGUAUGAAAGAUUUAAAGAAAAAGAACGACUUCGAUAGACGAAAAAGACAAGUUAUUCCAAUUGAAGAAAAAUCACCCAGAGAUCAACGACAACAAAGGAAGAAAUGGCGCGAAGCAUCAAAGAAGUACAGGGAAAAAAAGAGAGCUAAGGGAAAUGAAAGUAUGUUACCAGAAGUGGUACUGAUUAAAUCUCAGAACCAAGAAGACACAUCAAGUGAGACAACAACCCAAACGAGUGCAGCUGUGGAAAAAGAUCCUGUUGAUUGUCUAACUACUUUAAUUUCGCAGAAAAUACGACACAUUAGAUACAUAGAACAAAAAAAACGAAAGAGUUUGAUUAAAAUAGUUCAAGAUUUAAGAAAGGAAAAUGAGAAUUUGAAAAAGAAAUUAAGACAGGAAAAAAGCAGUAUAUCACUAGAAACAAAGUUCAAAAACAAAAACGGCAACUGA